AUGUCAGAAUCGAGCGAUAUUCCAACCGGUACUUACUCCUUGAGUCUCGGAAGGUCAUUCGACACAAAGGGAAGGAAAAAUGAUCCGAAAGCGGCGCAGUUCCAUACUUUGAGAUACGAUUUCAAGCCAAGUUCCGUCUCGAACAACGUCGACAAUACCUUCAUCGCAUUCGGAAGCAAUAGUCAAGAUGUGCACGUGUCGGUGCCAAGUGAGGGAGGAGACAAUAUGACUGUAUAUAAGGGCUCAAAGAAGGACGCAAAGCCCAAAGAGUGUCUUUUAUUUUUCGAUAAAAAGACAGGAAUGGUUCGGUUGGAGAAGAUAACCAGUAAUAUAAAUGUGAAGAAGACACGAGAUUUGGAUCCGGCCACCGAGCAGGCGUUGAAAAGAGGAAUCGAGCGGUUGAGAACGACGGCCUCCUCCAACCCACAACAUCUCUCAUCAUCCUCGUCUCCAGAAGAGAAACAACGACCGCCGCCGCCUGUUCAAGACACUUCGGAUUCUGAGAGCGAUUCUGAUUCAGAUUCAGAUGACAAGUCGAACGUGGAUUCUAGUGAUGAUGAUGAGCGAGCACUUAUGGAACAGAUGAAGCAGCAGCAGCCAGCUGAACAACCAACAAAUUCCUAUCACCAGGAAAGCCACGUGGCACCACCACCGCCAUCCUACAACACCAGCUAUGGAUCUUCAUCUUCAAAUCGCAACACAAGGAUCAAUAAGGAUUCCGAGAAGUAUGGAUUGGCGUUGAGUGAGAGCUCCGACGAGGAUGAUUAA
Caenorhabditis briggsae is the source of this 768-nucleotide messenger RNA. It is a transcript of the gene Cbr-eaf-1, whose product is annotated as Protein CBR-EAF-1. Gene Ontology annotation, biological process: positive regulation of DNA-templated transcription; regulation of transcription elongation by RNA polymerase II. Gene Ontology annotation, cellular component: super elongation complex. The transcript has 3 exons. Lineage: Eukaryota; Metazoa; Nematoda; Chromadorea; Rhabditida; Rhabditidae. Gene Ontology annotation, molecular function: transcription elongation factor activity. The record is from RefSeq and is a predicted model, not a curated record. Bases 1 to 768 code for a protein of 255 amino acids.